Molecule: messenger RNA, 564 nt
Organism: Anisakis simplex (herring worm)
Lineage: Eukaryota; Metazoa; Nematoda; Chromadorea; Rhabditida; Anisakidae
Source: the annotation of a GenBank genome assembly
GGCGUAAGCUCGAAUCGCGCACUCGAUUCGCCUAUUGGAUAUUCUUCAAACGAGGCGGUUUUAUAUGGUUCAGGUCUUGCUGAAGAUGAUUAUGAUGGAUCUGGUGAAGAAACUUUUCUCUACGAACAGGAAGUAAUUGAGGAUGACUUCAUGCGUGCAGUUCGUUCGCAAAUGGGAUUGACUUCAGGCAGCGCAUUCGUGUUCGGUUCAGUGCCUGUGCACGCUGUGCCGCAAGAUGCAGAGACCGAGCACGAUAGCAGUAGUAUCACGGCUGCUGCUGCUGCUUCAGGGNCUGCUGGCAACGCUGCAUAUCCGGAUAUUUUGACGGAAAGCGGCAGUAACGGACUGGUUUUGUAUGAAGUGCCUGAUGAGAUUCUGUUUGAAUUAGGCACGAGCGGUAUUAUUAUUGGAUCAGGACCCGGUGACGGUAACUACCGUGGAUUGGGCGACGAGGAUGGUCGGUACGGCUGCGAUGAAAUUGGCGACGUGUCAGGCAACGAUAGCCUCAGUGAAGAGCAUGAAUUUAGUGCAGAGGCUGCUGAGGCUGUCUAUGCUGAUCACUAA